GAGGGUAACCUUUCCCUCUCCGCACCGCCACAUCCUAGCCCGAAAGAGGAAAUGUAAUCCGCCAAACUCCGCGUACAUUUUCCUACGCGAAGUCCACAUCUCUACGAAUAGCCGUACAUGUAUCCGUAACCAUCCGUACUAUCGUAGCAACCCCUGGUCCGGACGCCUGUCUGAGUAAGUACAGCUUGAUGACUUUGGUCCAUCUCUGCUCGAGCACGACGACAUCAACUGGCCUCAAGACAGCAUCGCGGGCAUGUUGAGGGAUGUCUGAGCAUGAUUCGCCCGGCGAGAUAUGGAAGAGUCCUCUGCCGUCGCUCCUAGACAUCAGCGUUGCGAGGCGGGCUGGCCAAAGAGGCCUGGAUGAAGACACAGUCACAAAAGACACUCAGGAUGACUCUUUCCAAUCUAUCUCAAUUGCCCCGUCGUUGAGUCAACAUGGUGUCGGAAGACCAUUCGAAGACAGGGAAAAAGCGAGGUUAUUCAUGCACUACAUUCAUGAUCUCUCUACAUGGGUAGACGUGAGCGACAAGCGUCGACAUUUCGGAACAGAAGUGCCCAAAAGAGCAUGUCAUUCACCCCUGCUUGCAUACGCGAUCAUAGCAUUGGCAUCUCGAAGCCUCUGCUCCAUCAAAGGAACAGAUGACUCCAAACCUUCUACCUAUUACAGCCACGCCUUGCAAAUCUUGAUCCCGAUCCUGGGCAGCUCUACAGAGGCCCUUAACGAAGAAGUUCUGGCGGCGAUCGUAAUAUUGAGACAAUACGAAGAAAUGACUGAUACUGACUUUGGCGUUCAUUUAUCCGGCAGCUCUAAGCUUCUCAACUCCAUGUUCAGCCUUGCCAGCAAAGGUGGACUGGGGGAAGCAGCAAGCUGGAUCGUAUUGCGCCAGGACUAUUGGGUUGCUCUGGUCAAAUCUCAGCCUCUGAGCAUCAACUUGGAUAGCUACAAAGGUUCUAGCUCGUUCGUCGUUUCCGAUCCCGAGUGCCUCGCCAACCGUGCCGUCUUUCUGUGCGCGCAAGCUUGCGCAUACGCCUUCCAACCCACCAUGGUCAGAGACCUCGAUCGAUGGAAUAAACUCAACCAGGAGCUGGGAAACUGGCUCGUCUCUAAUCCUUGGCACGCAGAUCCUCUUUGGGUAGACCCGCCGCAUGAUACAAGUGCCAAUGGAUCUGCUUUUCCAACGGUGUGGAUGACGCACCCUGCGCAUGUGGUGGGAUACCAGCAUUACAGUCUUGCGCGAAUGAUCUUACAUAUUUUCAACCCAUACCUUAGCAAACCGAGUCUUGAUACCUUUAGGCGGAGGAGGGAAUCAGAGCAAGCAGUUCUGGACAACUUCCGUCUCCUUCUAGGCCUCGCGAUUAGCAAUCCGCUGGUAGUAAACGCUAGUUUCACAGCUGCCCAUGCAUUGAGAGCUUGUGGUAUAUAUCUCACGGACCCCAAAGAGCAACGCGAAAGCCUAGAUUUGCUCGACAAAAUACAUCAACGGACUGGAUGGCGCACGAAGGAUUUGGAGGAGCAACUGAACUCUCAAUGGUCACAAGAUAGUUGCAAUAGUGCCUUUGGGCAUCUUUUUGCAGAGGCUCGGAACUGAUAAAAACUGAAAGUCACCUCGGCUUUGCUUGUCUCUAUCACAUUUUUCCGCAGAGAAGAAGCUUAGAGCCAAUGUCUAGGACAGACGUUAGGUUUCGGCAGGGUCAAUGCUGCCUGCAGGCUAUGCCUGCUUCCUGGCAAGGAAUCAUCAUCUAUAAAUCAAACCCUAGCGCUUAGUCUACCUUUGUUCGAAGUUUGUGCGUAUGGAUCUACAUGUCCUUUUGUAUGAAGUAGUUGUACGGGGGUGAGCAGACUGGUACAGCAUCUUCAGUAGACAGGAACUGAGUAAAUACUUUCUAUUUCAUUAAGCAAGAGAGAACUUUCUAUCUGUCCCCCA
Messenger RNA from Colletotrichum acutatum, 1925 nucleotides. RefSeq lists its product as uncharacterized. NCBI's taxonomy places the organism in Eukaryota, Fungi, Ascomycota, Sordariomycetes, Glomerellales, Glomerellaceae. The coding region runs from base 264 to 1589 and encodes 441 amino acids. Gene Ontology annotation, cellular component: nucleus. Gene Ontology annotation, biological process: positive regulation of transcription by RNA polymerase II. The transcript is spliced from 7 exons. Gene Ontology annotation, molecular function: transcription cis-regulatory region binding; DNA-binding transcription factor activity. The record is from RefSeq and is a predicted model, not a curated record.